Molecule: messenger RNA, 5528 nt
Organism: Pelodiscus sinensis (Chinese soft-shelled turtle)
Lineage: Eukaryota; Metazoa; Chordata; Testudines; Trionychidae
Gene: SLC26A4
Product: solute carrier family 26 member 4
Biological process (GO): transmembrane transport
Cellular component (GO): membrane
Source: RefSeq, a predicted model, not a curated record
CUAUGCAGCGUGUGUGACCAGCCGCCGCUCACGGCCCCUCUACAUUGGCCACCUAGGCGGGGGCGGUCGAGGAAACGCCGGGGUCACGUCCAGGCAGAGGGAAUUGCUCGGCGGAGGCGGCCCCUGGAAUAGCUGCCAGCUGGGCAGACGGGACGCAGUGGGCAGACAGGCAGGGCCAUGGCAGCAGGCGGCCGGGCGGCCGGGCCCCUGCCGGACCUGGGCCGUUACGUGGUGGCCCGGCCCAUCUACAGCGAGCCGGCUUUUCAGGAGGAGAACGAGAAGAAGGUUCAGCUGCAGCCCACCCUGCGCGAGCGAGUCCAGGGAGCUUGCAGCUGUUCAAGAAAAAAGGCCUUUCAGAUAACUAAGUCCUUACUUCCUGUCCUGGAAUGGCUACCGAAGUACAGAAUAAAGGAAUGGCUAAUUAGUGAUAUCAUCUCUGGUGUUAGUACUGGACUUGUAGCUACUUUGCAAGGUUUGGCAUUUGCAUUACUGGUUGCAGUUCCUCUUGGAUACGGUCUCUACUCUGCAUUUUUUCCCCUUCUGACAUAUUUCAUCUUGGGAACAUCAAGGCAUCUCUCAGCCGGACCUUUCCCUGUGGUCGCUUUGAUGGUGGGAUCUGUUGUGCUGACCAUGGCCCCCGAUGAAAAGUUCCGCAUAGUGAGCAGUAAUGCUACAGGACUUAAUAAAACGCUGAUAGACACUGCAGCCAGAGAUGCACAGAGAGUAGUGGUUGCCAGUACCCUCACAUUUCUGGUUGGAAUUAUUCAGCUUGUGUUUGGAGCCCUUCAGAUCGGUUUCAUUGUGAGGUACCUUGCAGAUCCCCUGGUUGGAGGCUUCACAACUGCAGCAGCAUUUCAAGUUUUUGUUUCACAACUGAAAAUAGUCUUAAACGUUUCAACCAAAAAUUAUAAUGGGAUUCUUUCCAUCAUAUAUACCCUCAUUGAAAUAUUUCAAAAAAUUGGUACCACUAAUAUUGCAGAUCUCAUUGCUGGGCUACUGACCAUUUUUGUUUGCAUGGUAGUUAAAGAAAUAAAUGAUCGAUACAAACACAAGAUCCCUGUUCCUAUUCCCAUAGAAGUAAUUGUGACAAUAAUAGCCACAGGGAUAUCAUACGGUGCUGAUUUGGAAAAAAGGUACAAUGCAGGCAUUGUUAAAACCAUUCCAAGAGGGUUCUUGCCUCCGGUUCCUCCUGCUGUCAGUAUGUUUUCAGAAAUGAUAGCAGCUGCAUUUUCCAUUGCUGUGGUCGCUUAUGCUAUCGCUGUGUCCGUGGCAAAAGUCUAUGCAACGAAACAUGACUAUGCUAUUGAUGGAAACCAGGAAUUUAUUGCCUUUGGGGUCAGCAAUGUGUUUGCAGGAGCUUUUUCUUGUUUUGUUGCAACCACAGCUCUGUCGCGUACUGCUGUCCAGGAAAGCACUGGUGGGAAGACCCAGGUUGCUAGCAUGAUCUCAGCUGGGAUUGUACUGAUUUCCAUUGUGGCUCUGGGGAAAUUGCUAGAGCCCUUACAGAAGUCUGUGUUGGCAGCUGUUGUCAUUGCUAACUUGAAAGGGAUGUUCAUGCAGGUGUUUGAUGUUCCUCGUUUGUGGAGACAGAAUAAGGCAGAUGCUAUGAUCUGGAUUUUUACAUGUGUGGCAGCCAUCAUUCUGGGGCUUGAUUUGGGGUUGCUUGCUGGCCUUGUGUUUGGAUUACUGACAGUUGUGGUGAGAGUUCAGUUUCCCUCAUGGGGUAACCUUGGGAACAUCCCUGGCACAGAUCUCUAUAAGAAUGUCAAGGAAUACAAAAGUGUUGUUGAACCAGAAGGAGUGAAAAUUCUCAGAUUUUCCAGUCCUAUUUUUUAUGCUAAUAUAGAUGGAUUGAAAAGCAGCCUGAAAUCUACAGUGGGAUUUGAUGCAGUUCGAGUAUAUAACAAAAGGCUCAAAGCACUCAGGAUGAUACAGAAACUGAUCAAGAAGGGAAAAUUAAAAGCAACUAAGAAUGGCAUCAUCAGUGAUUCUGGGGUAACCAAUGAAGCUUUUGAGCCUGAUGAAGAUCUUGAUGAUCCUGAAGAUCUUAAAAUUCCAACCAAAGAAGUAGAGAUUCAAGUGGACUGGAAUUCAGAACUCCCGGUCAAAGUCAGUGUCCCCAGAGUGCCUAUCCACAGUCUCAUUUUUGACUUUGGAGGUGUGUCAUUCUUGGAUGUUGUAGCUGUGAGGACAAUGAGAAUGAUAAUUAAAGAGUUUGAGAGAAUUGAUGUGAGCGUAUACAUUGCAUCACACCAAGACAACAUUAUAAGAAAGCUGGAACAAUGCGGUUUCUUUGAUGAUAACAUCAGAAAAGACAUGUUCUUCUUGACUGUCCAUGAUGCUGUGCUUUACAUACAGCAUGAAAUGACAUACAGAGACAUCCAGGAUCCUAUUUUUGAAAAGAUUUCACUGAUGCAGGAGUCUAAGGAACCAAUAGAUUUCACAGAAACAAGCAGGCUUGAGGAUGAACUUGAUGUUCAGGAGGAGGCUAUACGCAGACUCGCUUCAUGAAAGAACAUCUCUUGUGGUUGUCUUGGACUCCUUGGCAUAUUUAUGCACCAAUACUAUAGAAGCAUUUUCUGCAUUGGGACUAGUCUUUGCACUUGAAGAAAACACUGAUUUCUUUGUCUGAACUCUACAGAGCUCUAUACAUCACCAAAUUUUGUCAAUUGGCAGGUAAACCUUGAAGUGGUCAAGUCUGAUAAAAAAAAAUCUGUUCAUAGAAGUGCUAGCAAGAGAUGGGAAGCAGAUCAUCAGAACUAUCACAGAAAUUAAAACCAGUUUUAGGGUUUGCCAAUCUGUGUAUACAACCUACUGAUAUAUAAAUUCACAGAGGAAAAAUAGCUAUUUUAUGGUAACUCAGUGUUGAGACUAUAAAUUCUUUGGGGGGCAGGAACUGUCUCUUAUGUAUUCAUAGUGUGGCCAGCACAAUGAAGAUCCAACCCUGAUGGGAGGCCUGUAGAUGUUGUUGUAAUACAAAUAAUAAAUUCCUCACAAAAGAGAAGUAAUAGGUACUAGCAGCCCUUGUGCCUGACCUGCAAAAAGAUCUGCAAUCCCAUGUUGUAAUUAGAUUGUCAAAAUGCUAACCCUGCAGCAUUCAACAGACAUCUUUGUUGCAGUAUUACAGUCGCUGUAGAAAAAAAAUCCCUUAUAUAACAGAAGUGGAGUACAAUGAAAUUGAUUCACUCAAACAAAACUUGUUUACUGUAUUGUUAUAAAAAUGUUAACCAUCUAUAUGGAUAAGGCUCAAUAAGAGGGACUGUUCAGCAUCUUGGUUCAUUAGUGCUAUUUUUAGUAACUCAUGCACUCCUGGUUAUCAUCAUAACUGGAAUUAAACAUAUAUAGACUGAAGAGUACCUUACUCCCCCAACAGUCCCAUUGAAGUUAAUGGAACUUAUGGACUGGGCCACUAUAAAAUUGGAGUAAAGAUCUGACCUAAUAUUUAGAUUGGUUUUUGAAAUGGGAUAUAACAAUAUCAUUGGUAUAAUGAAGAAUUAUCUGUAUAAACUGUUUCAUUCUUUUAACACUACAAACUGUUUCCAUUCUUCUAAGAGUGGUGAACUUUUAAAAGUGAAGCUACAAACCCUUCGUGCAAUAAUUUACACAAAAUUCAGGAUUAGAAGAAAACAUUUAACUUUUUUUAGGGCUUUAUAUUGGCUACAUAGCAUGUACUCAUUAUAUAAGAACAAUCAUUUGUUUAGAUGAAAAAUUACAGAAAUGACUGAAUUAAAAUUAAAUUAUAAAUAAGUUUUAAAACUGAAAAUCAUUAUGGCAAGUACAAAUAUACUGAAAAAAACUUGCAAUAAAAAAACCCAUACAGAAUACUUAUAAAUACACAGGUUUUAGAUUACAUCAUAUUUAUGGCCUAAACUUCGUGUUAAUUUUAGUAUCCUCAUGUUUAAAAUUACUUAAAUUAUACAUUUUCUGUCAAGUUUUAUUUAAUUGUUUCAGACAAUCUCCAAUGGGACCAACCAUGGGAAACCAAGCACUAAGUAGCCCAGAUUAUAUCUCAAAGCUGAUAGACCUUCCUCUUCACCAGUGACUUCACUGAGAGUUGUAUUGGGACAUUAGACAUGAGAUGAGUCCUUUUUCUGGCAUAGCUGAAAUGCUGGCAUAACAUUGUGUUUCUGUACCUAGCCCAUGGAUAACGAGAGUACUGUGGUACCUUAGAGACUAACAAAUUUAUUAGGUCAUGAGCUUUUGUGGGUAAAACCCACUUCAUCAUAUAAGCCCAUAGAUGGUCUUCAGGACAGUCUAAUAGGGUGCUACUUUCAAAAGCACAAAGAGCUUGAUCCUGCAAAAUGUUUAGCAUUCUCAUCUACUCUGGCAAAACACAAGUAAAUGAUUAAAUUUAAGCAGGAGUAGAAUCAACGGGACUCUUCAGGUAUUUAGACCUCCAUUGGCUCAGACUACAGUGCUCAGUGUCCUUGCAGGACUGAUCUCUCAGUUCACAAAAUGGCUGUGAGCUUGAUUCUGCCGUGCUUUUGGUGUGUGGAUCUGAAAAUGGUGACUGAAUUGAGUCUCAAAGAAAUGGCUACUGAGACAAUGGAAGUGCUAUAGGUGCAGCAGUGAAGGAUUAGGCCAAUUUCCUUCAGAAACAAUAUUACUUCUCAUUAAUGUCUGUCCAUUUUAGAUACCUUUAUAUAAAAGAAACUUUAAAUAUUUACAAAAUACAGAAUAUUCUUGAUUAACUUGAAAACUGUUAGAUGCCACCUGGGCUCUUGUGUUUCUGAGGAAUAUGUAGUAAGGAGUAACACAAAACACUUUUUCUUUCUAAGGAUGGGUCUUCACUAUGAACUUUGAAUUCUGAGUCAAACUUCCCUUAAAUGUAAAUGGCUUUGGAUCAUGAUUUUAGUUUGGCUUUGUCUCUCAAUCUUGCUGCCUGAGCAUUUAAGAAGAGCAAUAAAUCAAAUACAAUGAUAUUUAAAAAUACAUUUUCCUUUUAAAAAAAUGAAAUGUUAACCAUGAUGAAUUAAGUCAGAAUUAGGGUAUAGGUCAAUUAUUCACAUUCACAUGUUGCAUAUACACUUACUAUUUGAGACAUUGUUUAUAUUUGUUUUGAGUUUACUGAUAUAGUAUAGUCAUUCUUAUCUGGAUAAAUUAUUUUUCCUUGGUUUCCAUUACAUUCUUAAUACACCCAUCUAAAGUCUAAGAACAAGAAUAGGCAUGAUAUAAAAAAUUUCAAAUACUGUACCUCUGUUUGAUUGGGAUGGGUGCAGAGAGGUGUAAGGGGAGAUCUACUUGUUUUUAAUAUGAAGGAUAACAAAAUAAUGUAUUUUGCAAUACAAUAAAACCCCUGCAGAACUUUGCACUCAUUCAUAAACCUCAAUAGUAUAGCUGAAUAUGCUUGCUUUUCAAGCAUAAUGCAGGAAUGACAUUUUAAUAUGCAUUUUAUGACUAUUAUUAAUAGUUAGAUCUCUGUAUCUAUCUGUAUGUCAAAGAUUUACCUUUAAAAAUAUAAUUAUUUUACUAAUCUUUUUACCCUCCAGAAAGGGUGCUGUAUUUUGCAGGAACAUUGUCAGUGACUU